AUGUCAAUACUUCUUGCUACUUCUAAUUUUGAUUCAUAUAUAAAAGAAGAUAAAAUUAGAAGUUAUCAGCUUCCUCAUUUUGGUAAUGUUUGUCCUUAUUUUUUUCAAACAUUUUGGAUGUGUGGCCCAAAGAUUAUUCAACGUAUCUUUAGUUGGAUUCAAGAACAUAAAUCAAUGUUGCCCAAAACUCAUAGUAAUACUGGUCGUCAGCCUAAAAAUAUCUUACCUAUUGAAAUAGCUAAUAAAUCUAGAUUUUUUAUUAAAUCAUUUGGCAACCAACAUGGUGAAAAUCAGGCUCUGUUGGACUUUUUGACAACUAUGAGAAAUAAUGCUAAGCUUAGUAAAAUAAUAAUAAGAAAACCACCCAAAGAUGUAUGUGAUAAAUGCACUUUAUACAAAUGUGCAUUAAAAGUAAGUAGCAAUUAUAUAAAUGAAGAUCUUGAUGAGCAAUUAAUAACUCAUGUAUCAGAUUAUCAGAAAAUAAGAGAGGUCUAUGAAAAUGAUAUACAAAAAGCAAAAAGCAGUGACCAUUCUUCUUUUUGUGUUUUUUUAUUUAACUUUGCCCAAAAUAUAGAAUUACCUCAUAAUCCUAAACAGCCCAGCUUAUGGUAUUAUCUAUCAUUGCUAAAAAUACAUCAAUUUGGCUUAGUAGAUGAAGGUAUCGAUAAAUAUUGGCACACAAUUUAUACCGAGAGUAAAGCAUCAAAAGGGCUAAAUGAAGUUACUUUGAUGUUGAAUCAUUUUCUUGUUUCUGUAAUAGGCAAAGCAAAAGAAAUUAAACUAUGGACAGACAAUUGCA
This is a messenger RNA of Dentiscutata heterogama, 799 nucleotides long. Lineage: Eukaryota; Fungi; Glomeromycota; Glomeromycetes; Diversisporales; Gigasporaceae. The record is from the annotation of a GenBank genome assembly.